AUGUUUUCAUCUCUAUUCAAACAUUUAAUCAUUCAACAACAAAAAAUUUUUCGAUUACAAAUAAAAACUUUAUCGACAGUAAAAGAUGGUGUGAAUGGCAUUCGAGAUACAGGAAUUGUUAAACGAUUUUCACAAGAUAAAGGUUUUGGUUUUAUUAAACGAGAUAGUAAUGGAAAUGAUGUAUUUGUACAUUUUCAAUCAAUUCUUGGCACCGGAUUUAAAACACUUCAAGAAGGACAACAAGUCGAAUUUAAAGUAUUUCAAGGAGUUAAAGGACUGGAAGCACGAAACAAUCAAGUUAAAACUUUUACAAAUGAUCGACAUAUUGGUAUUGUUAGGAAAUUUAUUAAAAAUCGUGGUUUUGGUUUUAUUACAAGAAAAAGUGAUGGUGCAGAUUUAUUUGUACAUUCUCGUUCGAUUCGUCAAACUGGUUUAGAAUCUCUUGAAGAAGGAAUGGAAGUAGAAUUUCUCGAAAUUCAAAGUAAUCGUGGUGCUGAAGCAAAAGAUAUUCGUAUUAUUAACAAAAUCGACUCCAUAGAGAAUACUAGGAAUCAGAAAAACGAAUUUGGUAUAAAGAAUUAG
Rotaria sordida is the source of this 582-nucleotide messenger RNA. Lineage: Eukaryota; Metazoa; Rotifera; Eurotatoria; Philodinida; Philodinidae. The record is from the annotation of a GenBank genome assembly.